Messenger RNA from Paramisgurnus dabryanus, 3995 nucleotides. RefSeq names its product ras homolog family member J (gene rhoj). The record is from RefSeq and is a predicted model, not a curated record. Gene Ontology annotation, biological process: small GTPase-mediated signal transduction. NCBI's taxonomy places the organism in Eukaryota, Metazoa, Chordata, Actinopteri, Cypriniformes, Cobitidae. Gene Ontology annotation, molecular function: GTP binding; GTPase activity.
GAGCUGAGUGGGCUGUGGACAGAGCCCCUAUUGUUCCCAGCCCACUCCUGCCUAAUAUGGAAUUCGCAAGGAAACCAAUGAUUUCCUGACACUGACGAUGCGUGGCCGCGCAGGGGCGAGUGCAAAACGCUGUUUAGAGUACCGAGGGAUUAAACCGUGGCUGCAGAAACAGAAAAAUGUAAAACAACGGGAUGCAAGUUGUAGGAGUUAUCGCAAGUUUCCAUAAAAGCGCUGUCGAUGGCGUCAGGUUGUUUUGGGAGCGAGAGCUAACGCGUGGGUCACCUACUUGACUGAUUUGGCUGCGCACGGUUCGACACAAUACAUACAUUGCGUUUUAGGUACGAUAACGGGCAAAACUAUCGGGAAUUUUUCUGCUUUUGUCGACCAGGAGGUUUGGUACCCUUGGUGAAUAUAGUUUUAGGACUUAUCAUGCCUACUCUCGGCACAAAAAGUAGGCGAAAUGCGGUGGAGAUGGUUGAGGAUCGCAGCGAUACUGAGGAUAUUGCGGCCAAGAAGAUGUUGAAAUGUGUCGUGGUUGGUGACGGGGCGGUAGGGAAAACCUGUUUGCUGAUGAGUUACGCAAAUGAUGCUUUUCCAGAGGAAUAUGUACCGACUGUAUUCGACCAUUAUGCGGUAAAUGUUAUGGUAUCUGGGAGACAGCACUUGCUUGGAUUGUACGAUACUGCUGGACAGGAGGAUUACAAUCAGCUGCGGCCCCUUUCCUACCCCAACACUGAUGUCUUUCUCAUCUGCUUCUCCGUCGUGAAUCCGGCUUCCUAUCACAAUGUGCAGGAGGAAUGGGUACCUGAGCUGAAAUCCUGCAUGCCUCACGUACCCUACAUCCUCAUAGGAACACAGAUUGACCUGCGUGAUGACCCAAAGACACUGGCCCGACUGCUUCAGAUGAAGGAGAAGCCACUAAGCUAUGAGCAGGGCCUUAAGCUGGCCAAAGAGAUUGGAGCCCAGUGCUAUCUUGAGUGCUCAGCAUUGACUCAAAAAGGACUAAAGACAGUUUUCGAUGAGGCCAUUUUGACUAUCUUCAGCCCCAAGAAGCAGAAAAGGGGCUGCAGAGCCUGUUGGAGUUGCUGUGCUAUCGUGUGAGGACAGAUAUCUCCAACUGUGAACGCCCACGCCUCCUAUAAAGCUUUGUCUACAUCACAGACCCAAGCCUCCAAAACCGCCUCCAGUCUGAUGCACAUCCUUCCUAUCUCCAUCGGCUUGUUGUCUCUCAAGACAAUGAGCGGUCUUGCCCUCAGUAUGUGUGUCUAAUAGAGAGUUUCUCUCACAAUUGUUGAAGUUACUGACAAUAGAAGUGCCUUAAUCCGCAUCCAGCGUGCACACUCUUCUCGAACCAAAGAUUUCUCACUUACUGCUAGUCACUGACGUGCAGCGACGUCUUCAAUCUCCAAUCAAAAAAGAAAGCGGCAGAUACUUCUCCGGGCCAUUGGAUUUUUUUUAACAGACUACAUUAUAUGGUUUCGCAAAGCUUAUAAAAAAUGAAAAUCCAUUCCUUCGUAAAGACGGCUUCUCUCAGUCACCUCAAAUCAAUACUGCGCUCUUUCUGCAGUCGAUGCUUCAGCAGUUUGAGCUAGUUAAUAAGGGAAAUUCUCUGGAGGCUUGCCAACUCAUCAAUAAAGAGAGAGAUGUUACAGAGACCAGAUAGAGAGAGAGAGAAAGAGAGAGAGAGAGAAGUGUGUCUUUACCAUGAUUUAUUAGUCUUGUGGGUCAAAAUUAGCAUACCCCAUGUUAACACUUCCAAUAAACAGCUCCAUAACUACACAUCUAGAAACAACAAUCAAAUACUCUACACUAAAGCCCUAUUCGCACGGGAUUACUAAAACCUGGUGACCUCUAGUGAUUUGUAAUAAUUGCGGAGCUUGUCUGUGAUCUUAAUCCUGGCCAAUUUGUAAAGUAAUUCCCCCGCAAAUGCUCGCACUGCAGCAUAUACAGAGACACAUUCCUCCUUCUUAUAUCUUUCCUUGUGAAACUUAAGGGAAUUCGUUAUAUGUAUUUCUGUUUUAAACGUCUAAUCAGUCUCUUCUCUUCCAUGUUUGAUGAAUAAUAUUUUAGAAUGUGCAGAACUGUCAUUAUUUGAGACUUCCGAGUUUAGGCGGAGCUGUCAGCCCCGACAUUGCAGAACAGUUUCUAAAAUAGAAUCCACUGACACUCGACAAUCAAGGUAAAGGAACAUUUUACCACGUGUUGCUACGUGUAUAUGACUAGAUGUUACGCAAAUAUCUGAUAAGUCAAAGGCUUUGCUUAUUUCGUGCCACACGAAACUCGGAGGGGGGUUAUUUCAAAAUCUAACAAGGUCCGCAGAUAAUACUAAUCCUGUGCGAAUAGUACUUAAUACUGAAAUAAGUGACAAAUAUGUGCGUGCUGUGCCACAUGAAUUAUUUGGGUUUCUUUGGGUUUUCAAUAAUGCAAGGCCCUGAAGGAAAUCACUUGACACACAAUUUUCUGUCCCUGUAUUUGAAGUUUUACCAUCUUGAAGAGCUGAUCAUGGAUUAUAAACUAUGAUUUGCUACUUGCUAGUAGGUUUCAAGGAAAGACAGACAUCAUUUCAUUUUAUUGAGCAUUUGAUUGAACAUAAAUCUGUGUAGAGCAACCUGUCACCAAUGUCUUAACCCCAAUUUAUACUUCUGCACCGAGUGUACGCCGUAGUCUAUGUAUAAAUGUGUACUCUAUGUCAUAGCCUGAAACACAUCCCAAAAAAUGUAACAACACAUUGAUUCUAUGCGGACCGCUAGCACCGUGAUUGGUUGAUUACAUUUUUUGCGUGUCAGGCAUGCAUAUGUGUAGCAGUGGCGGGCUGUGACUUUUCUUUUGGGAGGCACGAAUGCAAAGUUCGUCAAAACAUGCAUGUUGCUCAUUAUGUGUGGCUUGUCAUGUCAACAUAAGUGUUUGCCGCGUCAUGUAAACCUGUGCAUCACGCAUUAUGUCAAAAUGUGCUUCUGCAGAUACGUCGAACGGGUUUAUGAUAAAAGAGACGCUUGUGUUUGCUAGAUACUCGCUUAAUCUCAUGUGUAAUCAGAGUUAAGUGUUAAAGGAACACUCCACAUUUUUUUGAAAAUAUGCUCAUUUUCCAGCUCCCCUAGAGUUACACAUUUAAUUUUUACCGUUGUGGAAUCCAUUCAGCCAAUCUCCGGGUCUGGAGGUACCACUUUUAGCAUAGCUUAGCAUAAUCCAUUGAAUCUGAUUAGACCAUUAGCAUCGUGCUAAAAAAUAACCAAAGAGUUUCAAUAUUUUUCCUAUUUAAAAUCUUCUGUAGUUACAUCGUGUACUAAGACGACGGAAAAUUAAAAGUUGUGAUUUUCUAGGCAAAAACCCAAAGAAACCCAUGUUGCGCAUCAAAGUCCUUGAUUAUUACACAAGAAUGAGAGUAUAGUUCCUAGUGCCACAUCAGCCUAGAAAAUCACAACUUUUAAUUUUUUGUCGGUCUUAGUACACAAUGUAACUACAGAAGAGACAAGUUUAAAAUAGGAAAAAUAUCAAAACUCUUUGGCUAUUUUUCAGCGCGAUGCUAAUGGUCUAAUCAGAUUCAAUGGAUUAUGCUAAGCUAUGCUAAAAGUGAUACCGCCAGACCCAGAGAUCAGCUGAAUGGACUCCAAAACUGUAAAAAUCAAAUAUUUAACUGUAGAGGGGCUGGAAAAUGAGCAUAUUUUGAGUGUCUCUUUAAGUGAGUGUUUUGCUAGUAUUUCAUAUUUUAUGAAUGCGAGUGUCUUUUUUAUCCUAAACCCUGUCGAUAUCCGAUGCACAAGUGUACAUGACGCACAGAACACAUUUUUGAUAUGACAAGCCACACACGACACGGCAAACACAUAUUUUGCAUUCCUGCCUUCCCAGAAAAAAAGUCAUUACACGCCACUGAUGCAUAGGCUAUGUCGUACACUCAACGCAGAAGUAUAAAUUUAACUAUUUUCCCAGGAGAUAAAGUAAAUUUAAAUGCUACAAGUACAAGGAAUACACUAGCAUACAGAUGUCAAACUGACAAA